Molecule: messenger RNA, 522 nt
Organism: Anisakis simplex (herring worm)
Lineage: Eukaryota; Metazoa; Nematoda; Chromadorea; Rhabditida; Anisakidae
Source: the annotation of a GenBank genome assembly
AUGAAUUCCUUUCCUACACAUAAUCGCAACACAUCACAAGGACAACAGCUGAUAGUGGAUCGGAACGAAUCGUAUGAUGAGGAACUGAACGGUGAAAAAUCUGAAACAUCCGCCUCCCCGUCACAUCCAUCGAAUUCGUUGGAUUCUGCGGACCAGACGUAUGAAGCGAGACUCAGAUCGACCGAUGUAUAUCCUUCUCCGGCUGACGGGCCGUUCUGUAGAGACGCAAGAAUUCGCGAUAAUUGGCGUGUGGUUGUCGGAUCUGUGUUACUGACCAUUCUUGGAGCAGCGUUUCUGAUCGCUGGUGCCGUAGAAAUAAUAUUUCCGGGUGAUGGGAGUAAGGAUUUUCGUAUUAUUACCGUUCUCAGUUUAUUUCAAUGCAUCAAAUACAACGGAUGGGUGUUUCUAUUCGCUGGCUCUCUGGCGUUUAUACCUGGUAUUUAUCACGUUGUCUAUAUUAUUUGUCAUCUGUGUGGAUGUCCUGGUUAUUCAUUUAACAAUCUACCAACAUUCAACAGUUGA